Lottia gigantea (owl limpet) is the source of this 201-nucleotide messenger RNA. RefSeq lists its product as hypothetical. The transcript has a single exon. Lineage: Eukaryota; Metazoa; Mollusca; Gastropoda; Lottiidae. The annotation marks the transcript as partial. The record is from RefSeq and is a predicted model, not a curated record.
CCUCACCCACCUAGAUCCAAGGGCCCUCACCCACUUAGAUCCAAGGGCCCUCACCUACUUAGAUCAAAGAGCCCUCACUCACUUAGAUUAAAGGGCCCUCACUCACUUAGAUCAAAGGGCCCCCACCCACUUAGAUCCAAGGGCCCUAACGCACAUAAAUCCAAGGGCCCUAACUCACUUAAAUCCAAGGGCCCUAACUCA